Entamoeba dispar SAW760 is the source of this 498-nucleotide messenger RNA. RefSeq lists its product as uncharacterized. The transcript is spliced from 2 exons. Lineage: Eukaryota; Evosea; Mastigamoebida; Endamoebidae. The coding region runs from base 1 to 498 and encodes 165 amino acids. The record is from RefSeq and is a predicted model, not a curated record.
AUGGAUUCAAAUAGAUACUUCAAUUUACCAGAACCAGACACUCAAGAAUUUGUUGAUAAAGUAAUUUUCAUUUAUAGGUUCCAAAAAGAAACAUUACAAAGACUUGAUUCUAAAGAUAAUAGUAUUUAUACAAGAGUAGAGAAUUCUCCUAUUAUGUCAGAUAAAGAUAAUGAGAUGAUCCCUUAUAUUUAUUCAACAGAAAUUAAACCACAAAAAACAAAACGUUAUUGGACUAAAGAGGAAUGUCUAGCUUUUGAAAAAAUAAUUAAAUUUUUAAAUAUUAAUUGUGGACAAGCUCUUGACUUUCGUUUAAUCUCUUUGUAUGUUAAGACAAGAACUCCUACUCAAGUUAGAAGUCAUGCUCAAAAGUAUUUUUUAAAAGAAAGAGAAAAUAAAUGUGUUUUAACACCACAAGACAUUAUAGAACUUAGUACCCUUAUUAAGAACUAUAAAUUAAUGAAUAAACAUGGAAAUCAGUAUCAUCUUCUUGUAAAAUAA